Messenger RNA from Hyposmocoma kahamanoa, 2328 nucleotides. It is a transcript of the gene MED21, whose product is annotated as mediator of RNA polymerase II transcription subunit 21. NCBI's taxonomy places the organism in Eukaryota, Metazoa, Arthropoda, Insecta, Lepidoptera, Cosmopterigidae. Gene Ontology annotation, biological process: regulation of transcription by RNA polymerase II. Gene Ontology annotation, cellular component: mediator complex. Gene Ontology annotation, molecular function: transcription coregulator activity. The coding region runs from base 66 to 512 and encodes 148 amino acids. The transcript is spliced from 3 exons. The record is from RefSeq and is a predicted model, not a curated record.
UAUUUUCUGUUUAAACAAAUGUAUCUGUUUUUUCGAUUGCUCAGUAUUAAUUAUCUAUUAUAAACAUGGCAGACAGGCUCACACAGUUACAAGACACAAUCAAUACGCAAGCAGAACACUUCUGCAAUAGCAUAGGCAUAUUGCAACAAUUCUCGACACCUAGCAAGUUUCUUGGUUUCGAUCGUAGUGGCUCUCAAACGCCACAACAGCAGCAAAAUCAAGAAGAUUAUGCAGUUUUGUUCGCGACUCUUAUUUCACGAUGUGCUAAAGACAUUGACACAUUGAUUGAGUCUCUACCGAGUGAGGAGAGCUCUACAGAGCUUCAAGUUCAGAGCUUGAGGCGUUUGGAGGCUGAAAAUAAAGAGGCUGCAGAGAAAUUGGAAGAGGUAGUCCGUCAAGGAGAAAUACUUCUAGAAAAGAUCCAAGGGGCACUUAGUGAUAUUGCCCAAAGUCAAUUGGAUAUGCAGAACCCAGCUCUGAUUUUGAAUAAAGAUAUCAAGCCACAGUUAUAGGGAUUGUGGAAACACCGUGUUUAUUACAGUAGAUGAUAAUUAAUAUUAUAUUCUUAUAAAAAAACAGCUCCUUGACCCCAUAUUCAAGGUCACUUGUGUCAAACCAAAACACUGCAAGUCCCACUAUAGUGUUAUGUAAUUUCAUAACAAGAAUGUUUUUACAAAAGAAAUUCUUUUUGCAGCUUUUCUUCAAAAUGCUGACUUUGAUAUUAGAUACAGUGUAUUGGUUUUAAUUGUUUUUAAUUUAAAUUAACACACUCAUAGCCCCGCUCUAGGGAAACGCUGUAUCGCGGGUGCCAUGGACACAUACAUAGAAAACCACAAAUUACACCCAAACUCACGAGAGAAAUCAUAGUAGGCCACAUAAAUAUUUCUCCCGGAAAUUGUACUCCGGAUCUCUGCGUCGCAGACCAAUAUUGUAACCGUCUGGUCACGGAGGCAGUUUAAAAUUAAGAAAAUAAUAAAAAAAGUAAGAAUUUUCACUGAAUAAAACACGCAUAAAAAACUUUAGUACAUAGAAUUGUUUUUUGUAAUGAUGUUUUAUUUCUGCCAGCGGCAACGUGGAGAGGACUUAUAUUUAAAUUUAAUACUGAAAUUCUCCACAUAAUUAAUAUAAUGAAUAUGAAAAUCAGUCAAUUAAACAAAAUUCUUCUUUUACCGUAAAGAAGAGAAAUUGUAGCCAAGUAGAGAAAUUGUGUUUUUGGUAUGAUUAUUGUGAAGUCAGGUUAAGUCAAGUUAGUUCGAGAGUCUAGUAGGGCUAGCAUGAUAAGUCGUGACUUGCUUGAGAGUGACAUAAACCACGAUAUCUCUAUGCGAGACUAGCAGUAUCUCUCGCUUUAUGUCGCUCUCGGCUAGUCGUCGCGCCCUAUCAUGCUAGCCCUUCGGGUCAAGAACAUGUCACGCUGCUGUGUAUGAUAAGAAGGGUCCAAAGUCCAAAGUCUCAAGCUUAACAUUUUCUUGACUAUUUCAUUUGAUCUAGUUUAUUUUUUAUCUGUGAUCUUUAUAUCAAUAUUUACGUAAGAAUAAAUGAACUUACAAAAAUACCUGAGUAAAAAUAUCUGAAAAAAUUAUUAUUGUAACUCUUGCAUUGUAUUAUGUAAUCAAUGGUAGGAUAAUCGGUUUCUUCUUUUUAUUAUAUCGAUGGCAUGCACUAUAAUGCCUGCCAUCGUGGUAAAAGGAUUUGCCAAUCGGCGUAGGGUACUCGUCUUGUUGCCUAGGGUGCGCCAGACAUACAGGGAAGUAAUGGUAUGUCGUGUGGGAAGACUGCUUUAGUGCACCUUAUUAGUAGGGCUAGCACGACAGCAUCUUGCGCGAGAGCGACAUUAAGCGCGAGAUACUGCUAUUCUCACACAGAUCUCGCGCUUUAGUGCAUAAACCUGUACAGAUUUUUCGUACAUAAUUAUUCAACAGAAGCGACUGUAUCGAUGCAGUCGCGCGUUUGUAUCGAUGCAGUCGCGCGUUUGCAUCGCUGCUAAAAGUCGCCGAGUGUAACCACGCUUAUAUGUCACUCUCGCGCAAGUUGCGCUCUGCCGUGCUAGGCCUACUGAUGCUUAUUUACGUUUUGCGUACAAUUCGGUUGCUCACUAACAUGGAAUGCGUUUUUGUAUCGAAAAAAUCCCGUGACAUUAUUGAAUCCAUGUAUAAAAUUAAAGGAAAAUAAACGUUUAAAAUAUUUGUAAUUUUUUUUUAUACUGAGAUCCCGUUGUCACAUUACUGCUUCAUCAUUAGACCUUUAAGAGUCAAUACAACCUCAAAUGGCUUUGGUUGAUCCCGUAUAACGGUGAAAGUGUUGAAUCAAUCACUUUGAAAAAAAUGU